Molecule: messenger RNA, 279 nt
Organism: Talaromyces marneffei
Lineage: Eukaryota; Fungi; Ascomycota; Eurotiomycetes; Eurotiales; Trichocomaceae
Exons: 3
Coding region: 1-279 (92 amino acids)
Source: RefSeq, a predicted model, not a curated record
AUGCGAUGUAUGCCAGGCCUUCACGCCCCCAACGCCAUGCCAGUGGGUGUGUCGCGCGGCGGUUGUGGUGGUGGUGGUGGUGGCGGCGGUUGUGGUGUUGAUGUUGAUGAUGUUGUUGUUGUUAUCAUCGCGGGUGCAGUGGUGGCGAGUUGUAGAAGGAGUAGUACAGAGCUCCUGGUCCAGCUGGUGCAAGACGAAUUAUUAUGGAAUAAUAAGAAGCGUCUCCGCUCGGCGAACUCUUCUUUGGAUCCCGAAACUCAAUUCUUCCUUUUCUCUUGA